This is a messenger RNA of Humulus lupulus (European hop), 1503 nucleotides long. Its product is annotated as protein MOR1-like. The transcript is spliced from 13 exons. The record is from RefSeq and is a predicted model, not a curated record. Bases 198 to 1166 code for a protein of 322 amino acids. Gene Ontology annotation, biological process: microtubule polymerization; establishment or maintenance of microtubule cytoskeleton polarity; mitotic spindle organization. Lineage: Eukaryota; Viridiplantae; Streptophyta; Magnoliopsida; Rosales; Cannabaceae. Gene Ontology annotation, molecular function: microtubule plus end polymerase activity; microtubule plus-end binding. Gene Ontology annotation, cellular component: kinetochore; spindle pole; centrosome.
GAAAUAGAGGAUGCUAACAUCUAUUCUCUUGACAGAUUAGUGGGCAGUUAAAAUCCUUGCAAAUUGUUGCAAGCUUGACGGCAGAAAGAAAUGGUGAAAUUAGAAAAGCUGCUUUGAAUACUCUUGCCACUGGAUAUAAGAUUCUUGGUGAGGAUAUAUGGAGGUAUGUUGGGAAGCUAACAGAUGCUCGGAAAAGCAUGCUGGAUGAUAGGUUUAAAUGGAAGGUUCGAGAGAUGGAAAAAUGGAAGGAAGGGAAGCCUGGCGAAGCCAGAGCUACUUUGAGACGUUCUGUGAGGGAAAUUGGAUUGGAUGUAGCAGAGCAAGGUGGAGAGGUUACACGAUCUGUCUCUGGCCCAGUACUUCCAAGGAAAAACUAUGGGAAUGCUGACAUACAUGUGGAGAGACAACUUAUGCCCCGUGUUCUUGCUGGUACCAAUGGCCCCACUGAUUGGAAUGAAGCUUUGGAUAUUAUUUCUUUUGGUUCUCCUGAGCAGUCUGUUGAAGGAAUGAAAGUCGUGUGUCAUGAGCUGACACAAGCCACUAAUGAUCCAGAAGGCAGUGCAAUGGAUGAACUUAUUAAAGAUGCAGACAGACUUGUUUCAUGCCUUGCAAACAAGGUUUCCAAGACCUUUGAUUUCAGCUUGACAGGAGCAUCAUCUAGAUCUUGUAAAUAUGUUCUCAACACCCUCAUGCAGACAUUUCAAAACAAGAGACUGGCUUAUGCUGUCAAGGAAAGCACUCUUGAUAGUCUAAUUACUGUGCUCCUUCUAUGGUUGUUGGAUGAGAGAGUUCCACAUAUGGAUGAUGGCAGCCAGCUUUUAAAAGCUUUGAAUGUUCUGAUGCUAAAGAUUCUGGAUAAUGCAGAUCAAACUUCAUCCUUUGUUGUUCUCAUCAAUCUCUUACGUCCAUUAGAUCCUUCAAGGUGGCCCUCACCUGCAUCAAAUGAGACAUUUGCUGUCAGAAAUCAGAAGUUCUCUGAUCUGGUUGUUAAAUGUUUGAUAAAACUUACAAAGGUUCUUCAAAGCACUAUUUAUGAAGUCGACCUUGACCGCAUCCUUCAAAGCAUCCAUUUGUAUCUGCAAGACUUGGGGAUGGAAGAAAUUAGAAGACGUGCUGGUGCUGAUGACAAGCCAUUGCGCAUGGUGAAACUGUUCUACAUGAACUAGUGAAGCUUCGAGGAGCUGCUAUUAAAGGUCACCUUUCAAUGGUUCCUAUUGAUAUGAAGCCUCAACCAAUAAUUCUUGCUUACAUUGAUCUUAAUCUAGAGAAAGCUAUAAAAACUGUCCAACCUGCUACUAGAAGAGAAGGGUUUUAUGCCAUUCCUAAUGUAAAAUUGGAAGAUGUAGGUGGACUUGAUCUUAUAAGGAAGGAACUUGAUCGAUUCAUAAUUAGGCAUUUCAAAUACCACGAGAAAUUUAAGUGUGUUUGUGACUGGGAUGAUCAUGAAAAUAAGUUUAUUGAAGUUGAAGGAAUUCUGAGAAGACAGAUAAAGGUAAAGUGUUG